GCACACAGCGACUGGAGACGGACGGAGAGCAACGCGCUGGGAGAGGAGAGACCACCGACAACAGCCCCGCGCUCUCACACAUACACUCACACUCGGCUCUUUCCUCUCCCCCCACCUCCUCCUCCUUCCACCCCCACCACUAACACCAUCUCCUCCUCCUUCUCUCUGCAACAAGAAAAAAAAAGCCAUUUACAGUUGUAACAGUUGGAGGAUAAUGCAAAAGAAGACGCUGCCUGGGAAUUCACCGUCUGUGGAAAUGCGCCCCAGAGAGGAAUAAAGCAGCCCUCACCUUGCUCUCCCCACCCGGACCCACUUUCCCCUCCCGCCUCGGCCCCCACCCCAACACCACCAUCACCCCCUUCCCUCCCCCCCAUCUUUCCCCCUUUCCCACCCAGGUGUCGGACCAGACGGUCCCCACUUCCACCCUGCACCCCUUCUUCCCCCCCUGCACCAUGAACACCAAUGUCUGCGUGGAGCCCGGGCCGAGCCCGGAGGCCCCGGGCUUGCCCAAGGAAAGCCACCUGCCCGAGGGGGCCCUGAACAGCCUUGUGGAUUACAACUCGGAGAUGGAGCGCUACCGCUCCUUUGCCACCUCCUUCUACAAGACCAACGGUGGCGCCUUCCCGCAGGCGGCCAAGAUCGCGCGCAUCACCACCCCCAUCUUCCCCAGCAGCGCCGCAGCCGCCGCUGCCGCCGCGCGCAUCGGCAUGUCCCCCUGGAACUGCGACAACGCGGCCACCGCCGCCGCCGCCACCGCCAUGCUCUGGGGCAGCGGCGGGGGCGGAGGCGGCGGCGGGGGCGGGGGCGGCGGCGGCGGCGGUGGGGGCGGUGGCGGGGGCGGCGGGGGCGGCAGGAAAUCCUCCUCCGCCGCCGCCUCCUCCUCCGCCUCCUCCUCGGCGAUCCUCCCCGCCGGCGGUGGCGGCGGCGGCGGCGGCGGCGGCAGCAGGACCAGCAUGCACCACCGAAACGACUCCCAGAGGCUGGGGAAAGCUGGCUGCCCGCCAGAGCCGUCGUUGCAAAUGGCAAAUACUAAUUUCCUCUCCACCUUAUCCCCUGAACACUGCAGACCUUUGGCGGGGGAAUGCAUGAACAAGCUCAAAUGCGGCGCUGCUGAAGCAGAGAUAAUGAAUCUCCCCGAGCGCGUGGGGACUUUUUCCGCUAUCCCGGCUUUAGGGGGCAUCUCAUUACCUCCAGGGGUCAUCGUCAUGACAGCCCUUCACUCCCCCGCAGCAGCCUCAGCAGCCGUCACAGACAGUGCGUUUCAAAUUGCCAAUCUGGCAGACUGCCCGCAGAAUCAUUCCUCCUCCUCCUCGUCCUCCUCAGGGGGAGCUGGCGGAGCCAACCCGGCCAAGAAGAAGAGGAAAAGGUGUGGGGUCUGCGUGCCCUGCAAGAGGCUCAUCAACUGUGGCGUCUGUAGCAGUUGCAGGAACCGCAAAACGGGACACCAGAUCUGCAAAUUUAGAAAAUGUGAAGAGCUAAAGAAAAAACCUGGCACUUCACUAGAGAGAACACCUGUUCCCAGCGCUGAAGCAUUCCGAUGGUUCUUUUAAAGCAGUAGUAUAUCUUAUUUUCAAGGCAUUUGGAAAUGAAGGGCAAACUAAUGUCUUGUUUUAAGAAACUGCUUAGUCCAUCAUUGAAGAAAAUAUCCAGAAAUUAUUUUCAUUUUAUGUAUAGGGGUUUCUUCAAAAAAAUAAAAAAGAGGAAAAGAAAAAGAAAAAAAGACAUAAAAAUAAUGUGGGAGCUUGGGGAAUUGGCCAGUCUAUUUCCUUUCAAUACACUGAUUCUUUCUUUGAUGUAAUUUAGAUAUACUAGUGAAGUUGUUGUCUAUUUUGAAAGUGGCUGUAAAAAAUAAGUUUGGGUAAACCCCUGCUGUAAAAUCAUGUAUCUUUGCAAAGUACAUAUCUAUACUUCAUUUUCAAAUAUAUGUGUUUCAGUACUGUAAACUGUACAGAUAGCAGCUUGUAUUUUGUGUGUUUAGACACAAGGAGACAAUCAUGUCUGAGCAUCUAUGGAGAUUAACAGUUUGUACACAACAGUAUGGUUCUGCAAGUUAAAUCUGGAGCAAUAAAUUUUAGCUUUAAAUAUAUUUUGCCAGUUGUUUCUAGAAGCAGCAACAUCACUGGCACUGUUUUGCCAUGCAUCUUUCCGUAGAGACUCGAUGCCAAGUUUUACAAGACUAAGAGAACGAUGCAUCCAGCAAUGACCUUCAGUUGUAUUGUUGUAAGAGGGGAAGAUGUUAUGAAAGUUUCAAUUAAUCUUUUGAGCACUAUAUUAGAGUAGUGGUUAUGCACUUGCAUUGCUUACAAACGAGCUGUACAGAAGGGUAUACCUCCCAAAUACUUAGUGUAGUUGACUUGUCUUGGGUUGCACUGUAAAGCGGAGUACUCAGAGUAGUUGGAAAAAUGCAGAAUCAGUUGUAUAAUUUUUUUUUAUUAAAAAAAAAAGAACACCCAGUGUUUUCUAGGCUAAAGUAUAAAGUGUCAGAUCUUAGGUGGAGAAAUCCAUGACUGAUUUUUUUUUUUUUUUUAACCAGCCAAACAUGGGCUGUGUAUGUUUUUGUCCUUGUUUAUUUUUUGCUCUUUAAAAAAAAAUUCUAGGAAAAAUAAAAAACUUAAUAAAGAAUACCCACAUGUUUUAAGUCCAUGUGUGAUAUCAAAUGGGGAGUUUUGUCUUAACAGUCGAAUACAUUGAGGCCAGCCUUGAGGCAUAGCUGGAUUUAAGUUAGAAAGAGACACAUUUAUGAAAUGAGGCAUUUUGUCUCUAUCUUCCUGUCUCAUAGUCUCCCAGUUGGACCAAUGGUCUUUCCCUGGUCACACAGUGGAAUGCUUCAUUGCUACCAUUCCCAUUCCUGUUACUGGAUCCUUUCAUUCCUGAGACGGCAGGGUCCGGGGAAUUUCAUAAAUGCAAGCCAGCUCCUACAACCCCCCUCAAAAAAAUUGAAUGCUUCAUAAUAUCUGGGCUACCUUUGAAUGUAAGAUUUGGUUUUCUUGUGACAGACUUAUUAUGGCUGUCUCAUUAGGACAAACAUUAUUUGCAUUUUAUUUUUUGGCUAGACAAUAAAAGUUAUUUUCAUUUUCAGGAAUAAAACUUAGUUUAGUAAAAAUAUAUAGAAUAUGUAAUUGCCAUGUUAUUGCAACUUCUUUGUUCUUCACACACUAGCUGGUUAUUUUAGCCCACUAUAUCCAUGAGCCUGUUGAAACAUGUUAGAAAAUGAAUCAGAAGAAGAAAAAUAACUUGAGAGAGUAAUGGAGAAGUAAGGAGUUUAACUUGUAAAGUUUUGGAAGGACUAGCAGGUGAAUAUUUUUAAAAAUCUAGUUGUAGUUUUGAAUGGGAAAAGAUAACACAGAGAAGAUGUUUUUAAAAAAGCAGAAGGAGCACUUCACUAUUAGAACACUUUGAGGAAGAGUGGCUAAGGCACAUACAAAUGCCAAUGUAAAAAACAAAUGUGACUUAACUUGCCUAGAGUACCAAUACAUGGUCUGCAGUUGUGGCCACAAUGCCUUUUUGAGGACAAUUCAUUAUGUAUUACACCCAUUUAUGUUUAGAGAAGAGAAUUAAAUAAUCACAAGCUAAAAUGUGCUGUAUAUUAAUUUCACGAUAACUUUCUACUUAAUGUAUAUUCCUUUGAUGGUUUCUAGUUAGAAUUUAUAUUUCUGCUAUAGGACCAAUGGGAGCUAUAUGAGUUCUUUCUUGUUCCAUUUUUAUGUUAUUUUCUUUUACAGUAUUUUUGUUUACCAGUUUGCUAAUUAACUACAAGUAAGUGAGAACUUACUUUCACACUUGAAGGGAAACUUGCCUUGUUUUUUGUAAAAUGACUAUUAUAAAAGUGAAACAAACUUCUAUUCAGGUUUUAUUAGGCAUACAAUAACAUAAAGAUCUCAUAGCAAUGUAAUAACAGUCUAAAAUACAUUCUGUAUUGCAUGUCCUGAUGUGUUUUUAUUUGUCUGCUUUUUUAAAGAACUAAUGAAUCUGUAUAUUGUAAGGUGUGGUGUUUUACAUGUCAGUUCACUUUUUUAAUGAAAGAAAAUCUGUUGAUUACUGAAAUGGAACAGUGUAGCUUUUCUUUAAUUUCUUUAUAUUUUUAUUCUUGAUAUUGUUCUUUCAAUCACCCACUUUCUGUUUUUUUGUAAUCUCUAUUUAUAUAAUGUAGGAUGCAUAUAAAGUUCUCAUUGGUGAUGUUGAAGAAAAGAUAUUACUCUCUGGACUCCCUCUAGCAUUCCUCUCCCUAUGUCCACAUACCAAGAACUUGUAGAACAUAUCAUUAUAAUCUUAAGGCAGUAACUUGAAGGUUUACACUUUUCAUUAUCCUAAAAUACCAAUGAAAUGUAACUUUUAAAAUUUUCUCACUCUGUGUUUCAUAUUCAGUAUCAAGAAAAUUCAGAACAUUGCAAUCAGAAUAUAGAUUGUGUAGAUUAUAAAACUUUAAAAGAACAUAUCAGAUAAAGCUAAAAACACUUUGUAAGAGAGGUACACAGACACAGGGUCUUGUCUUCUUGAGGAGAUGCCAUAUCCUGGCAGCAUCCUGGGGGAGCUUGGGAAAUACUUGGGCACAUGGUGUAGUGAGCAGAUGUCCUUUUCAACUGUCACUGGGUAACCAAAUAUCAGAGAAUGUCAUAAUGUGAACCUCUCUUAUCCCAGAACUUCAGACCAAAGUGACUUUCUAAGUGACUCUGCUUGUCUGGUGGCAUAUUCAGAAAGUAGUAAUAUAGCCAUCCUUGGGAGACAAAAUAGUAGUAGUCUUUACCCCAGUGUAAGCAUAUAUAAAAAUAUCUCCUGGUUGCCUAAUCUCUAACACUCAACUUUCUUCUUCUAAACACGUUCAUAGGGAGUAAGAGAUGAUGGGCUUAUUAUGAAUUAAAUAAUCACUAAAAGAAAAGAAUAUUCCCUUCUUUUCUUUCAGAACCCCGGCAUGCAAGUUGUGCAAUUAAUGCUAAAGCAUAUAAAGUCUUUAAGCUGGUAGUAUCUGUAAUCAAAUAAUGAAAAAAGGAAAGCAGUUAAAUGAACUCACUAUUCAGGGUCAAAUAUGUUCAGCAAAAAGCUGUAGUGGGUCUUUGAUCAUGGUUAGAUUCAUAGUGAUAUCAAACAGUUGGUUCUCAUGUAACAGCUAAAUGUUUCAGAUUUUGUUUUUAUUAAAUUUGGCAUUUCACACUGAGAUCUGUAUUCCUAGUGAAUAAAAGACAGCUACUGUGUUAGGAGGGAUUCCAUUUUCACAAUUGCAAAAUAGAUAUUUCAGGAACAUGGGCCACAAAAUGUACUCCUUUCACAGUGUUCUCCUAUUCUGAACUGUGCAGUUAUCUAUUAAAUUUUCUAAUAGAUAUUUGUGUAAGGUGUAUGUAUGCUUGUGCAAUUAUUUAAAAAAGCAGUUUUGGAAAACAGUGUAUUUAUUAAAGAAAAUCACUUAUGGGGCAUGUACAAAACUGUAAAAAAAAAAAAAAAAAAAGACUUAAAAAAAUCACUUCAAUUUGCCCAGUAAAGUUGUUUUUGUGAAAUUUCUGUGUUGUUGAAUAAAGGACUUUAGUAUUCAAAA
Molecule: messenger RNA, 5527 nt
Organism: Marmota flaviventris (yellow-bellied marmot)
Lineage: Eukaryota; Metazoa; Chordata; Mammalia; Rodentia; Sciuridae
Source: RefSeq, a predicted model, not a curated record